This is a messenger RNA of Trichoderma aggressivum f. europaeum, 867 nucleotides long. RefSeq lists its product as uncharacterized. The transcript is spliced from 2 exons. Bases 1 to 867 code for a protein of 288 amino acids. Gene Ontology annotation, biological process: iron-sulfur cluster assembly. Gene Ontology annotation, molecular function: 4 iron, 4 sulfur cluster binding; iron ion binding. Gene Ontology annotation, cellular component: mitochondrion. Lineage: Eukaryota; Fungi; Ascomycota; Sordariomycetes; Hypocreales; Hypocreaceae. The record is from RefSeq and is a predicted model, not a curated record.
AUGCACAGAGCAGCGUCGCGAUUCGUCGCCGCCGCAAUCUCGAGGCCGUUGCCGGCAUGUCGAAUCGCAGUAGCCUCUCAGCGGCAUCUGAGCACCGGCAUGCGGAUCCCAGUCAUUGCCGCAUCACGGCCUCACGCCAGGAAGACACAGCGCCCCAUCCCGAGCGGCGUACGGACAAUCUUCAUCCAGACUGAAAACACACCAAACCCGGAUGCCCUCAAAUUCUUACCGAACCACCGCAUCAUCCCGCCAGACAUGAGCACCCCGUUUAUAGAGUAUCUAAACCCGCGAGCUACGAUUUCUCCGCCGCAUCCCUCGCCCUUGGCCGCGAAGCUCAUGAACAUUGACGGCAUAACCUCAGUCUUCUACGGAGCCGACUUUAUCACCGUAACCAAGGCUGGAGAUGCCAAUUGGGCCCAUGUGCGACCCGAGAUCUUUGCUCUCAUAACCGAGGCUAUCACUUCCGGCGAGACUAUAGUCAACGUCGCGGAGCGCAAGGGGGACGAAUCCGCGGCUGUGGAAGAAGACAGUCUUGCUUACAACGAAAACGACAGCGAGGUGGUGGGCAUGAUCAAGGAGCUGCUGGAAACGAGAAUCCGCCCGGCCAUCCAGGAGGACGGUGGUGACAUUGAAUUCCGCGGCUUCGAGGAUGGCCAGGUGCUGCUAAAGCUGCGUGGAGCUUGCCGGACAUGCGACUCAAGUACAGUGACAUUGAAAAAUGGCAUUGAGGGCAUGUUGAUGCAUUAUAUUGAAGAAGUCCAGGGAGUAAAGCAGAUCCUGGACGAGGAAGAAGAGAUUUCUCUGCAAGAGUUUGCCAAAUUUGAGGAGAAGCUGAAGCAGCAGCAGAAGGUAGCCGAGGCAUCAUGA